Physella acuta is the source of this 2664-nucleotide messenger RNA. RefSeq names its product transcription factor CP2. Gene Ontology annotation, cellular component: nucleus. Gene Ontology annotation, biological process: regulation of transcription by RNA polymerase II. Gene Ontology annotation, molecular function: DNA-binding transcription activator activity, RNA polymerase II-specific; RNA polymerase II cis-regulatory region sequence-specific DNA binding. NCBI's taxonomy places the organism in Eukaryota, Metazoa, Mollusca, Gastropoda, Physidae. The record is from RefSeq and is a predicted model, not a curated record.
CUUUGGAAGUUGUAGUGGGUACCACCGCCAUUUGCCACUGUUGAUGUUAUUUUUCUAAGUCACGGCAUUGGCUUCGUAGUCACAAGGACAUUCAAUAAGGAAUGAUACACACUCCAGACAGGACCCCUUCGAAACUGGAUUUUAUGAGUAGCCAUCAGCCACUGAGUGUACAUCAUAGUUACAGUUGGUCUGAUGAGACCGGCGCUGGUGCCGGCAAACGCUCAAAGAUGUACCACUCCACACCAACACCACCCACUACCACAAACUCCUUGAGCACUUGGGACAUUGACGGUGGUCUGGCUGCUGACUUUGAUGGUUCACUAUCUGGGUUGGGCACGGAGUUGGGCACUGCCAGCUACAAUAUGAGUGAAGCUUUACUCGCUCUGCCUGUGUUUAAACAGGAAAACUUGGAAAAUGGGUUUCAGUAUAUCUUGGGUGCGGCCACAUCACCUGCUGUGAAAAUGAAUGAGGAGACUUUAACAUAUUUAAAUCAAGGGCAGUCAUAUGAAAUAAAGUUAAAAAAACUCGGUGACUUAUCAGAAUUGCAGGGAAAAUAUUUACGGAGCAUUGUGAAAGUUUUAUUUCAUGAUCGAAGGCUCCAGUUUAUGGAGAAAGAACAGAUUGACUCCUGGAAACAGAUGAGACCAGGGGAGAGAAUCCUAGAUAUUGAUAUUCCCUUAUCAUAUGGGCUUGUAAAUGUCAACUUGGACCCGGUGCGCUUGAAUCAGCUAGAGUUUAUAUGGGACCCCACCAAGGAGACUGGACUGUAUGUUCGGGUGCACUGCAUAUCCACAGAGUUCACUGCCAAAAAACAUGGUGGAGAGAAAGGAGUGCCAUUUAGAAUACAGGUUGAAACAUACACAAAUACAGAUGAAGCUAAGUUGCUUCAUGCUGCUUCUUGUCAAAUUAAAGUGUUUAAGCCUAAAGGCGCAGACAGGAAACACAAGACAGACAGAGAAAAGAUGGAGAAAAGGUCAGAAGUGGAGAAGGAGAAGUAUCAGCCAUCUUAUGAAUGUACAGUUCUUACUGAGGUACCUAAGGAUCAGAUUUUGCAGGCCAAUACAAGUUAUAAUAAAACACAGUCUCUAACCAGCAGUUUUGCUGAAUUGAACUGCACGGCUUCACCAAACCCCUCCAUCAGCCCCCCACAGAGCACAACUCCCCACACACCACUGCCCUUCUCACACACACAGACCCAUGAGCCAGUUGAUGUACUCUCUGGGCCUCUUUCAUCCGAUGCCCAAGCAGCUGAUGUGGCUCAGUGGCUUCACUACCACAGAUUCUCAAAUUAUGUUCGUGUAUUCCAGAAUUUCUCAGGUGCAGACCUGCUUCGUCUAAGUCGAGAUGAUUUAAUACAAAUUUGUGGCUUGGCUGACGGCAUUAGAUUAGACAACGCACUACAAGCUAGAAACAUUCGACCACGACUUACAAUCUAUAUCUGCCAGGAACCAGAGUCAAUUUACCAUGCGUUGUACAUGGACACUUUGGUGCUAGAGGAAUUUAAAGUGAAACUUUCCUCCUUGUUUGGCAUCCAGACCCAGCAGAUAGGGGACAUCUACAUGCAGGGACCUUCACAGAUUCAUAUACUGCUCACUGAUGAUGUGAUACAAAACACACAGGACCAAGCUCGAUUUGUUGUUGAAGGAAUGAAAGAUGAGAGUGGUGAUAAAUACAGAAUACUUUUAAAGACUGUAGGGGAUCGUUAAUUUUUCUGUAAUCACGUUAUUGUUUUUGUUUGAUACGUUUGCUGGGAACGGAGUAAUUGAAGGAUGUCCUCCACUCAAACUUUUGUACAUACACGGAGGACGUCAAGCGUGAUGUGUACAUACGUGUUCAUUCACAAAGUGUUUGGCUUGCGGAGGAAUAUUGGACAAACAGAACAUUUUCAACAGUUUUACUCUGACCGGCGUAUCUGCUGUCAGUGAUUUGUAAUUCCACAAUGCUUUAUACUAUCUCACUGUGACUAGUGUGAUUGAAGAAAAUGGCAGAUGUAUCAAGGUGUUCCGAGUUGUUUGACAAAAAUUUUUGCAAUAACUUUAUUCUUGUACAUGCGGUAAAUGGGAGGAAGGAAUGUCUAUUUUUAUUUUCUGUUUACCAGAGAGAAAUCUACUUAUGUAUUAUCUUAAUAUUACAUGUGUAAUAUCUUAGCAAAUUACAUAUUUUUAAUUUCAAGAAGAAAUGUUAUGAAUGCGUUUUAGAUCUUUAUGAGUGACACUGUUUAUAUACAUAUGUACAAUACAUAGCUUACAUGAGUCAAAUGAUUGCCUUGGAUAUGUGUACAGAUUACAUUAUUAUUUGCACAAUCAACAUUCUCAAUCAUACAUUUUAAGACAUUACUGAAAGAUGAGGUCUCUGUUCAUUCAUUAGUCUUGUCAAUUUUUAUUAUGUCAAUCAAGCUUGGGGUGGUUUUAAAAUGUUAUUUGUAAGCUGAAUGCACAGUUUAGGUCCUUGGUUGUAACUCCGGUGGAUGGAAUAGCUCUUUCUUUUUGAAAUGCUUUUAUUUAAUAUAGAAAAAAAUGGUUUGAUGAUUCAUUAAUUAAUUACUUGGAAGGGAACAAAGAAAUUGUUUACUAAAUAAACAUGUUUUAUAUAUUAUAAUCUAGAAUUUUAUGUCAUGUGACGUUGGUUUUAAAAUGCGCAGCCAGUCUAUCUUUGUGGAGCUGU